AUCCAUACUUACAUCCACACCCAUUCACCGUCCAUCCGCCGCCACCCAAUUCCCCCCAUAGCCACGCAACUAUCCAAACCACCACAAUGGCGGGCGCCCCAGGCCCCAUCAGACGAGCGUGGUACCAGUGGAAGAUGCAGCGGUUUCCAUGGCGCAAAAAGUGGCUGGUUGGUUUUGAUCUCCACGGAAACACGUUUUGGGAGUUCAAGGACGCCCUGCACUCGCUGCGCAAUAGGAGAAUUGCAAAGUACAGCCGCAGCACGCACUAUGGCGACGUGCAAAUAUCGCCCUCAUGGAUGCAAUGGCUACGACAUACGCGCUUCGACCCGCCCUCGAUUGCCGAACAGCAGCAAGACGUGGCGCGACAGGAGCGCAUCAAGCUGCUAGCAGCCCAAGCCGACGCCAAAUGGGCAGCCAAACCCUCGGCCCUCGAUGCCCCGGACAAGCAACAGCCCGUGCUGCCGUUGCAGUCACAGCAUCCUACCACCGCCCCCUCUCCCAUAAACGUCAACCAAGACACACAAGAAAGGACGGCACCAAGACCGAAAAAGGCAAUGGCCAAAGAGCCAGCCAACUCCCCGUGGAAGCAAGCUGCACAGAGUCAGGAUUGGCAACCACAAGGCUGGGCGCCGGCCCCGGCAAAGCGACCAUCAUGACGCUUCGUCCCCAACAAACUGUACCAUAUCCGUGACACGAUACCAAAUCUCUUCCACUUGUGACUUGCAACACCCCCCUCAUGCUACCAUGCUUGUACUAUGACUCCGGUUUUAUAACAAAGGAAAGAACAUCAUAUGGUUCACUUUCAAAUAGCAUCAUCAUUCAAAUACUACUCACCAACACUAAUACGACAACCCAAAUGUGCUUCAACGAGUUGCAAG
Bipolaris maydis ATCC 48331 is the source of this 878-nucleotide messenger RNA. RefSeq lists its product as uncharacterized. Gene Ontology annotation, biological process: mitochondrial respiratory chain complex I assembly. Lineage: Eukaryota; Fungi; Ascomycota; Dothideomycetes; Pleosporales; Pleosporaceae. Gene Ontology annotation, cellular component: mitochondrion; membrane. The record is from RefSeq and is a predicted model, not a curated record.